UCAAUGCUCUAACAUGUCAGACUCACUCAGGCUGUGGAUCAGAAGGAUGUAUGGUACUUGUGGACUCUGCGUUUCCUUCAUUUUGUUUUUUGGGAAUGCAAACUGUGUAACAAUUCAACAGACUCCAUCAAUCCUAGUCGAUGAAACCAAAACCAUUACAAUCAAUUGUAGCCAUGACGACAAUAGCUUAGACUCCAUGUAUUGGUAUCAGCAAAACCGCCAGACAGUUAUGGCACUGAUCGGAUAUACCUAUACAGCACUGAGUGAUCCAAAGUAUGAGGAUGAAUUUAAAGAUCAGUUCAAAAUAAUCAGAGAGGACACACUUACAGGACGUCUGACCAUCUCUAAUCUCCGUCAGUCAGAUUCUGCUGUUUAUUACUGUGCAGCCAGUCAGCACAGUGCUGCACACUUACACAACAGCCUUACUAAAACAUCUCACACAUCACAAGUGUGUUAUCUGGAGUGGGUUUUCUAUUACCAGCUGGUGUUUAUAAGCAUCUGGGACUUCCUGGUUUAUACGUGGAAGCUGAACACAUCCCACCCCUCUGUAACGGGACUUCCUGGUUUAUAUGUGGAAGCUGAACACAUCCCACCCCUCUGUAACGGUAGGGCAAACAGUGUGACAGUUGUACAGACUUCGUUCAUCCUAAUCAAUGAAACAGAAGAAAUUAAAAUCACUUGUAAACAUGAUGGUAGCAGCUUACGGAAACUCAGGCAGUACCCACCAGUAACAGAUGACGCAGAUCUCAGCAUGCUUGAGAAAUUUGUCAUCACUAUGUACAACAAGAACAGCACUGCUGAUGGGGUUGAUGAUGCAAGACUUGACACGUUUGCCCAGAAGCAACGGUCUUAUGAUGCCAUUCCACCCACAAGGGCAUCCCUUGAAGGAACAGGUUUCUACAAGUGGUAUUACAAGAACUCUUUAGGAAAAUCAGUGUAUUAUGUGAAAAGCAGACAAAUCCUGAAGGGUUAUGUUCAAAAAAAAAAAAAACAGCAGAUGAAUUUGUUCUCCAGCAAAGAGCAUGAAUGCACUUCAAGCCCUUUCUUUCUUAAGUGUUCAUGUUGUGCUAAUGGAUACAAUCCAGCUUACUUUGGUGAAGGAACCAAACUAACUGUUCUUGAUCCAGCCAUUGAUAUCACACCACCAACUGUCCGGGUGCUAAAUGUCUCUAAGAGUGAAGUGUGUACAAAAGAAAAUGUCACAUUGGUAUGUGUGGCUGAAGAUUUUUACCCUGACCAUGUGACUGUGUCCUGGGAAAUUGAUGGAGAACAACGUACCACUGAUGUUAGUACAGACAGUGCUCCCAUACAACAUGAUAAUAAGUUCUACAGCAUCUCCAGCAGACUGAACAUCUUUUACAAAGAGUGGACCAAAGGCAAAACCUUUACAUGUCUUGUCAGAUUCUUUAACGAGACAGAAAAGUACGAAAUCUAUUCCGACAGUAUAGUAGGACCUAAAAUUGCAGGUGAUGAGGAUAAUGCCGAAAGAUAUGCUCGAACAGUGAAAACAACUAUGCUAGCCUAUGGCAUGUUCAUUGCCAAAAGUUUUGCAUACGGCUUUUUCAUCCUGGUCAUCAUUAAGAAACAGGGUUUUAUUUCAAAGUAAAGGCAAUGAAACUGAUGGAGUCUGAUGAUGGAGAACAGCCAUGUGGUCAUGUGACAGAGGAAGAGGAAGAGUUUAUAUGAAUAUGCUAACAGCUAGUUCAGACAUGAGCUGUGUAUUUAAAAGCAUGAUUAUUUUCAAGCGCUUUGCUAAUUCUGCCCUACUUUAUUUAUCUUACUGUUGUCUUCAGUUUGGUUUAACAAAAUUUAUACUGUACAUAUUUUAUGAUGAAUAUAUAUAUAUAUAUAUAUAUAUAUAUAUAUAUAUAUAUUUUUUUUUUUUUUUUUUUUUUUUUUUUUUUUUACUCAGCACUUGUUCUUUCACUUGAUGUUUAAAACAAGAAUCUUUUGCAUUUUUUAAUGACUGUACACAUCAUUCAAGCUUGCCUGUAAUGCUUCAGUAUAAUGAUGAUUUUGGUAUUAAAACAAAAUGUAUGUUCGUUCAUGGCAUGAAAAAUAUUGCUGAAGGAUGUUUGCAACUUUAUUCACGUACAUUUCACAUACACGUGAUCCGAUGAUUUUCACAUGCGAUUAUGUGAGUCAUGUGUGGUCACAUUUGAAAAACAUGCGACUGUGCAUUUCAACGUGUUACGGCCUGAAAUUGCACAUGUGAAUUCAAGUAAACACACGAGAUAAAUAAAACAACGUGUCCUAAA
Neoarius graeffei (lesser salmon catfish) is the source of this 2258-nucleotide messenger RNA. RefSeq lists its product as uncharacterized. Lineage: Eukaryota; Metazoa; Chordata; Actinopteri; Siluriformes; Ariidae. Gene Ontology annotation, cellular component: plasma membrane. The record is from RefSeq and is a predicted model, not a curated record. The transcript has 12 exons. Gene Ontology annotation, biological process: cell surface receptor signaling pathway. The coding region runs from base 14 to 1606 and encodes 530 amino acids.